Messenger RNA from Lindgomyces ingoldianus, 1287 nucleotides. Its product is annotated as ferrochelatase-domain-containing protein. Gene Ontology annotation, molecular function: protoporphyrin ferrochelatase activity. The transcript has 2 exons. Gene Ontology annotation, biological process: heme biosynthetic process. Lineage: Eukaryota; Fungi; Ascomycota; Dothideomycetes; Pleosporales; Lindgomycetaceae. Bases 1 to 1287 code for a protein of 428 amino acids. The record is from RefSeq and is a predicted model, not a curated record.
AUGGCGUUGCGCGCCCCUCUCAUCCGCGCCUGCCACCAGCCAUCGUCGACGCUUUCCUUUGCUUCCCCCACCUCGGCAUGGUCGCAGCACGCUCCGCAAUGGCGAAGAGGGAAUGCCACGGCUGUUCCGCCUGUGCCACCAGUCACGCAGAAUGCUACUGGCUCUAAGGGCCCAACUGCCAUGGUCUUCAUGAACAUGGGAGGUCCUUCCACAACAGACGAAGUCGGCGAUUUCCUUAGUAGACUCUUCGCCGAUGCCGACCUGAUACCCCUCGGGCGUCUUCAGAACUACAUAGGACCUCUCAUUGCGCGCCGGCGUACUCCGAAGAUCCAGAAACAAUAUGCAGAAAUCGGUGGCGGCUCUCCCAUUCGCAAAUGGUCCGAGUUCCAAGCCGCUGAAAUGUGCAAGAUUCUCGACCACACAUCACCCGAAACGGCGCCUCACAAGCCCUAUGUUGCCUUCCGAUACGCCAACCCAUUGACCGAACACAUGUACGAGCAAUUGCUGCAAGAUGGGUUCGGGGCUGGCAAAGGUGGCAGGGCCGUGGCCUUCACCCAGUACCCCCAAUAUUCGUGCUCGACGACCGGAUCAUCUCUCAACGAGCUUUGGAAGUGGCGGAACAGGCUGGAAGGGAAGCGUGCGACCGGGGAAGUCAAUCCUGAGGGCGCCAUCAAGUGGAGCGUCAUCGACCGAUGGCCUGUGCAUCCGGGACUUGUGGAUGCUUUCGCAAAAAACAUCGAGGAAACGCUGGCCACUUACCCCGAGGACCGCAGGGAUAACGUCGUUCUGCUGUUCUCCGCCCACAGUUUGCCCAUGUCCGUGGUCAAUCGCGGCGACCCAUACCCCGCGGAAGUGGGGGCUACUGUUCACGCUGUCAUGCAUCGCAUUGGCAUGAAGCAUCCUUACCGCCUCGUCUGGCAGUCGCAGGUUGGCCCGCAGCCUUGGCUAGGCGCUCAAACGGUCGACACUGUAGAGUCGCUCAUGAAGAAAGGGCAGACAGACAUCAUCUUGAUCCCUAUUGCGUUCACAAGCGACCACAUCGAAACCCUGUACGAGCUGGACAAGGAGAUUAUUGGAGAAACAGCAGAGGGUCAUGAAGGCGUCAAGCGUGUGGAGAGCUUAAAUGGCAACCCAGUAUUCAUUAGCGCGCUCGCUGAUAUUGCCAAAGCCCACCUCGAGAGCGGAUCGGCUUGUAGCCCUCAAAUGCAGUUGCGGUGUCCUGGAUGCGUGAGUGAGCGGUGUCUGGAGCAGAAGAAGUUCUUCGCAGGGCAGGCGAGGCAUCUGUAG